AUGGUACUUCCACCAAAAGUCUUGUUCAAUCAACACGGAGACAUAAAGCUGGAUUACGGAAGAAUUGGCAAAAGAAGGCUAUCAGAGAGGAAGCGGAAACACGGUCGAACGCCUUCGGAGGGUGAGAACGAGAGUUGCGCAAACCUAUCUCAUGAAAGCCCCAGAGCUCAAGAGUCUUCAACUGUCCAUGAAGUCGAAUCUUCGGCAUCAGGAACAGGGACUACAUGA
Ostertagia ostertagi is the source of this 228-nucleotide messenger RNA. NCBI's taxonomy places the organism in Eukaryota, Metazoa, Nematoda, Chromadorea, Rhabditida, Trichostrongylidae. The record is from the annotation of a GenBank genome assembly.